Messenger RNA from Gregarina niphandrodes, 489 nucleotides. RefSeq lists its product as hypothetical. The record is from RefSeq and is a predicted model, not a curated record. Bases 1 to 489 code for a protein of 162 amino acids. The transcript has a single exon. NCBI's taxonomy places the organism in Eukaryota, Apicomplexa, Conoidasida, Eugregarinorida, Gregarinidae.
AUGGCAAUGGAACCGGGCGCGAGCGACGCCCCCACCCCUCCGGUGGCUCCGGGCAGUGCGCCUUGGUUCCGGUUGCCGCCGAUAACGGGCACGGAGCGGCGUUCCCAGGAUGACGUGCCGCUUUCGUUUAAGGGGCUGGGCGGCAACCGCACGUCGGUGCUCUUUAACUUCCCACCGAGCCAUGCCUCGAUCGUGAUCCAGAACGAGUACGAGCAGCUCUUCCGCGCAAGCCAGCGCAUGGCGAACAUCUACGUGAGCGAGGCAGCUGAGCGACCGCGUGUGGAGGCGGCUCGGCGCGACAUUUUCAUGAGCUACCAUCAGGCACUGGACAGUCUGGAGUUCUCGCUCCUUGAUUCAUACCGUGCGCGCAAACUGCCCGCAUAUCCGCCUCCCUUUUUCGGCUGCAACCCGCCGGUCGGCAGCCCGCAAGUGGACCCGGAAGUGCAACCAACCGUUGCGGCUUCGGAGGGUGUUUCCUCGCAAAGCUAG